CUACUGGUUAUACAGUGGCAUGGAGAAUGUAUAAGGAGACCGAACUGCUCGUAAUCAGAAUGGGCCGACGUUUGAGCCAGCCAGUCGUUCUGAAAAGAGAUUACUGGGAGCACUGUCAUCAACUAACUCCAUUCGCAUUCGUACAUGACACAUGGUUGUCAUAUGCAUGAAGCUUUCAUGGUUAUAUAAUAUACGUCCGAUCUGUAAAUAAGAUGAGGAGAUGGAUUGUGUAUGGCUGAUGGCAGACAACUAUCCUUUCAGAAAUUGAGCCCCAGAUAACAACAGUUAUACGCUGUAUCUACGAGAUCAAGAUCGGUAAACUCAUGGGCGAAUCCUUACCCAGAAUAGCAACAAGGAGUGAGAGAAGCUGCAAAGUCGAUUUUAAAAAUACUGACUACGAAAUUCAAUAAUGACUUCCGAUUUCCGUUAUACAAAAGACGUUCUUCAUCGUCUUUCGCCGGAACAAAGACUAUUCUACGAAAAAAAUGGAUAUUUAGUAUUUCCUCGUCUCAUAUCGCAAGAUAUAAUAAAUAUAUGUCACCAAAGAUUUGACGAAAUCGUGGAAGGGAAGACGUCGCGGGAUGGAAUAAUAGUGAUGUACGAUGUGAAGGACAGAAAAUCAGUAAAUAAAAUACAGGAAAUACACACGGACCCGGUGUUCCGUCGUUACAUGGAGCACGAGAAGAUACUCGAUAUAGUCGAGUGUUUCACGGGACCGAACAUUUUGGCGAUUCAUAGUAUGCUCAUCGCGAAGCCGCCCGACGUUGGAUUUGGAACCUCGAGACACCCGCCGCAUCAAGAUCUAUACUACUUCCCGUUGCGACCAGCCGAUCAUAUAGUAGCUGCGUGGACAGCCAUGGAACCCUGCGAUAGCGAAAACGGAUGCCUCUACGUAGCACCUGGAACACACGCUUUGGGGACCAUGUUCCCGCAUGAUUAUCCUCCGAAGUCUGAGGGAGAAGUGAACAAGUUUUAUCAUGGCAUACACCAAUUGCCUGCGUUACUGAACCACUGGGUGAAUCUGGAGAUGCAACCUGGCGACACGGUGUUCUUCCAUCCAUUGCUCAUUCACGGGUCUGGCGUUAACAAAUCCCAGAGAACAAGACGGGCAAUUUCCUGUCAUUACGCAGCUACUGAUUGCAAUAUUGUCGAUGACGAUCCGCGUCAGGACACCAUCAGGGGUGAGAUUUUGGAAUUAUUGAAGAAAAGAUAUCCCAACAUGGAAAUAACAUACGCAGACCUCUGGCGCUUUAAAUCCUCGCUCGUACGUGGCCUUCGAUCUUCUUUUUAAAAAUACUUAAAGAUCAAACUAUUGAUUAUAUCUAUGUCAAGAUGGCUAUAUUAUUUCACGAUAAAAAUAAUUAGAUAACGCUAGCAUAAGACCGAUGCAAAUAAUGGUGUAGGAUUGAAUAAAUAAGGGUAGUAUUUGGGA
Molecule: messenger RNA, 1432 nt
Organism: Vollenhovia emeryi
Lineage: Eukaryota; Metazoa; Arthropoda; Insecta; Hymenoptera; Formicidae
Product: phytanoyl-CoA dioxygenase, peroxisomal-like
Exons: 7
Coding region: 410-1291 (293 amino acids)
Biological process (GO): fatty acid alpha-oxidation
Molecular function (GO): phytanoyl-CoA dioxygenase activity
Source: RefSeq, a predicted model, not a curated record